AAACCCAAAACGCAAAUUUAUUAUUGUGUGGGGGGCAAUGGAACAUGAAGCAUGAUUAUGGUCCUUUAAAAAAUAAAUAAAUUAAAUUAAUUAAAAUACAUCUUUCAAUGAUGCAUGGGGAUCCGGCAUGCGUGGCGCGUGCCACCACACCAUCAUGUUUGAAUCGGAGACGUGCUGUGAACCGUAGGAACCAGGGUGGAUCCUCUGCAUCCACAUCAUAGUGGCGGAAAGUGGAAACUCUAGAGUGGCAGUCACUCAGACCCCAACUGUUCGCUUUGGUGUGCGGAUCAAGAAACCAAGAAACAUCACAUCCCACGAUCGGAUCAGCCUGUGGGUCCGCGUCUUAUCAGUGGUCGCAUCCGCUGCCAUCAGCGGAGCUUGAUGGUCCCGCACUGUAGGCUGCCAUUUUGCGUGGGUGUGGCUCAGCAGCAUGGAGAUUAAUGCGGACCAGCAUAUCCGCAGAGCGAAAAUGACUUGUCAGGGGACACGUGGUGGAGAUUCAUUGGAAAACGACGGAAGAAUGUGAAAAAGUGAUGAUGCGUGCUUCAUUCAUUUUCACCCCGUAUACCGAUCUGAAGGGUUACUUUCAUCUACGUGGACGAGAAAGCGAGAGAAAAUGAGAGAAAGAGAGUGGAAAAUCUCGGUAAAGGUGAGAGAUGGAUGACAGAUGGGUAGAUCAUAGAUGAUAUCAUGAUGAGUUCAUGGAAGUAGGGAUCAGGGUAACUGCGGUGAGCGCGGCUGCAGUAGAGCAGAGGCAUAGAACAGUAGACAGAUACAUAGAUACGGCAGCAGUACAUGCAAGAGAGAAGGGAGAAGAAGUGAAUGAGAAGAGAAUUUUUUUUUUUUUUUCUUUCACUGUAUUUUUGCUGUUGAAUUCGCUUCUUUCACAGUUCACACCCAAUAAUACCUGCAGAUACGAAUGCCCUUUUUUUUUUCUUUUUUUUCUUUUCUUUUCUUUUCUUUUCGCCACUACUGUUGUUGGGUUAGAAAACGUAAAGGUGACGCCUCUCUCUCUUUCUCAGUCUCUCUCAUUCUAAAAAGUCAUGGUACAUGAUACUCGAAAUCCAAGCCUCAUUUACCUUUCCUCUCUCUGCUCUCCGUUUUUUCAAAUCUCUGUGUUGCUGUUUGUUUCUUCCCAUUUCAGGUGCAUAACAGAUAGUAACGCAUUUUUCUUGAAUCUGAAACAAUCUAUAUACUGAGAGUGGUAGGUUGAAGAGGGGCGGGGAAGAAGCCAUGAAGGAGAGGGGCAAGGCUGUGGAGACGUACGGUGGGAGCUGCUUUGCGGACUACUACUCUACAUCCGAUCUUCCAUGCAGAAAACACCCAUCUUCGUCUUCUGUGGGGAUCUGCGCUUAUUGUCUCAAGGAUCGUUUGAUCAAGCUUGUGUGCUCCGACUGUGGGGAGCAGCGGCUUUCUUCUUGCUCCUGCUCUGAGAUUUCUUCCAUUCCCAAUUCCUGUACUGUGGAGGUGGGGAGCGUUGGGAGAAUCUCGUUCUUGAUUGAGAACGAGAGGGGUGAGGUUUCGCAUUCGAAUUCGAAGCUCAAGAGCGAGGAGAAAUCGGAGCAGGUCGUGCUGCUCAAGAGGAGUAGCAGCAGCAGUGUUGAGAUCAAGAGAAGUAGGUUUUGGGGAAUUGGGAGGCUCUUCAGGAAGAAAAGAGACAAGGGUUUUGAUGAUAAGAGUGAGGGUUGGAUGUUUGAUUAUAUGGGUGUGUCCAGGUCUAGGUCUCUCUGCAGUUUCAGAGGUGGUGGAUACAACGAAUCAGAAGACGGCGAUUUGGCUCACUCACACGCUAGAACAUCUGGCGUUAAUGGAGCUCUACCUUUUGAUUUAGAUAAGAAGAGCGGUUUCAGCGAAGAAGAAGCAAGAAGAAGCGGCUUCAGUUGCCCUGAGAAGAAAGAUUAUGAUGCUUUAGACUCCAAAACUGGUCUUGAUUUCAAGGCUGUGAAGAAGGGUUCCAGCUUGUUGGAGCUCGAGACUCGUCUCAAAGGCGCAAAACGAAGCGGUUUUCCAUUAAAGGAAAGCGAUUUCAGCGGCCUAGACGACUCAGGCUUCAUCGAUUUGAAACUCGAUUUCUCAUCAGAAUCAAAGCCGGACAUCUUUUCUCUGAAAAUGGGUGCUCUCUCAGAAUCAGGAUCUUGUUUCAGCAGCAUGAGAGGCGGUGGCCAUGAUCAAUGUGGAGGUUGCUCCUUCGGGAAUUUAAUAGGAGACGACGAUGGAGCUUUCAGUAAUGGCGGAACUUCAUGUAGGAUUACAGUGAAUGAGAGAGGCAUCAAAAAGGGUAGGAAAAGCUUGAAGGUGUGGAGAUGGAUUCUCAGGAACCACCCCAGUUGGGUUAGCACCACUGCGAGAAAGAAGAACGAAGAUCAGAUAUUGAAAUCCUGAAUCAGUACUGAGACAGAUGAAGGGGCUACAAGGAUCAAAGGAGAGAGAACUUUUUGUUCAAAAGGCCAGAGAAUUUGAUGUGUAUUUUAUAGUCUCUCUUCCUUGGAAAUUUUCCUGUAUUCACUUGAUUGAGUUCAUGGCUGAAUCUUAAUCCCAUCAAAAGAGAAAAGGUUUGUGAAUUA
Molecule: messenger RNA, 2564 nt
Organism: Vitis vinifera (wine grape)
Lineage: Eukaryota; Viridiplantae; Streptophyta; Magnoliopsida; Vitales; Vitaceae
Exons: 1
Coding region: 1234-2382 (382 amino acids)
Source: RefSeq, a predicted model, not a curated record